Molecule: messenger RNA, 3790 nt
Organism: Hemicordylus capensis (graceful crag lizard)
Lineage: Eukaryota; Metazoa; Chordata; Lepidosauria; Squamata; Cordylidae
Product: basic salivary proline-rich protein 1-like
Exons: 5
Coding region: 2259-3392 (377 amino acids)
Source: RefSeq, a predicted model, not a curated record
UAUGCCCCAAAGGCACCAUAUAUUAUGGAGAGACAUAUAUAUGCCUCUCCAUACAGAGGGUGCAGCAUGAAGCACAUCUGAAGAUACAGACUGACAAACUAUUGACAAACCUCAAACCUGCCCAGAUUUCCAUGAGGCCACAUCAUAACUCACAGCUUGUGGUCCAAGUAGGACAGAGACCCAAGUUUCACCAUUCCAUCUCACUACAGACUAGGCUUGCCACGCCUUUGUUCCAAAGCACAGUUCUGUGUUUAGCAUUAACAACAUGUACCUGUUCUUUUCCAAGUUAAUAAAGAACACAGUUUCUUCUGCAGGCCAGUCACUGACUGCAGUGCACACGCAAUGAAGAGGCCGGGUCCAUGUUGCAGGCCUCUAGAAAGCAAAGCAGUCUUCUUCAGCCCUGCAGGCUGGCUGGCAGAUUGCACUCAGGCACUACAACUCCCAUGAUGAAGCUGGCUUUUGGAGCCAAAAGUUCUCCUUUGCCCCUGCAGGUGAUGGGAGGAGGCUGAGCCUUGUGGAGCAGAGUAAAGAGCAGCCAGGCUUAUGAAGGCGUGGCCCAUUCUGCAAAAGUCUCUCCCUAGAGUGGAACAGCCUAGCUGUCUGUCAUCAUGGCUUCUUCUUCUUCUUCUACCCAACCUCCAGGGAGAAGAGAGCGGGGGAGGGCUGGUGAAUGCAAAAAUAUCUUGGUUGUAUAAAGUGCAAUGCUUUGAAAGCUCAUUGCAGUAUAACCAGCCGAGAAUUUUUAAUUUUGCAUGGUGAAUGUGAGAAGCAUGGAGAUGAAGCAUGCAGCUGGAGAAGGUCAUGUUCUCAACAUUCAGAUGGGGAGCUGAAAUCAAGCCAUAUCCAAGUUUCUAAUUAAUACAAGUUCAUCAGAAGCCAAUAAGAUUAUAUCUAUUUUACUAACCUGAGCCACCCCAAGCAGAAGUGUACUGGAGGGGUGGGGCACAAAUACAAUUGAAUGAUCGAUUGAUUGAUUGAUUGAUUGAUGCCAAAGAGGAAACCUGAGAGCAUGGCUGGACUUCAACCCCCAAAGAGACGUCCAGUGGCCAAAUAGACUUGAAAUGGACUCUGCGGAACUUGGGUCUGGUCUCCCCUUCUGAAUGUCUAAGUGAAGAAGAUGGAUGGUUUGAUCGAUGGUUUGAUAUCGGUAGAGAGCCUGUGUGAAGAUGGCCAUGACAUCAUCUUGCAUCAUCACGAUCCGCUUCCGACAUUCUUCUGGCCCCCACCCCACCAGCUGCAGGUUGCCAUAGGGACCGCGAUAAACAAUGACGCAUCAUCGGGCUUCAGUUGCCCACUCCCUAACCAACUUUCCAGCGGUUAAGGAGUACGGACAGCAGGCUCCUCUCACUGGAGAGAUUGCCUGGUCUGCUCUCACCAGAGAGAUCAUCUUCUUGUCGUUGUUGUAGUUUUAGUUGUCCAGUGGACUUCUUUAGACGUUGACAGUCAUCAUAGCAGAUGAGUCGACUGAAAAGAGGCCGUCUGCUGGCUCUGCCUUUACGAGUGCGAGCUCGGCCGGGGAAGGAGGCAGAUCGCCCAGCAGCUUCCUCGAGACACCAACGGCGACCACUGGCUCCACCUCCAUGUGGUCCUCUGUCUCUGACCUCUCCCUUCAAUUCAUCGAAGGGAGGGACAGCAGGGACCACAGCGACCCAGCAGAGGGAGAUCUGCGGAAGCAGCAGCGGGAGCACCAGUGGCCUGGCUCGCUGGUGGCAUCCCCCUACCAUCUCCCCAGACCCUUCUUUGGGCCGCUGGCCCCCAGCCGUCCCACUGCGGGCCCCAUGGCCCAAUUGUCUGGCCAUCCAUAUUGGCGUGACAUGCCAAGCCCGCAGCUGCUACAGCUGCGACCUCCAGAGCCGGAAGAGUUCCCACCACUCUUGCAUAGGGCGAGGGAGGCUCCUGGCUACAGACAUGCCACGCUUGCCCCCAUCCCUCCUGCUGAAACAUCAUCUCUGGCCCAGCUUGCCCCCAUUCCUCCUGCUGCAAGAACAUCUCUGGCCCAGCUGGCCAGGGCGGACCCGGCGUGCAAGAGGAAUCUGGUUCUGCUGGCCCACCGGCUGCAAUCAGAAGGCAGCAGCACCACCGCUGCCACUGGGGGGUUCCGCCCAGCCCCAACGGAUCAGCCCAGGAGCAGCAAGCCAACAGACAUUUGACGUGCGUCCAGAGUCUUGAUUCCUGCCACUGAGCAGACACUGGCUAUCCAAAUCAAGGAGCCUGCAACUCAGAAGGCAGAAGGCUUCAGCACCGGUGCUGCACGAAGAAUGAAGAUCCCAGAGUUGGGACCACACAGAGCAGGGACCCAGGAGCGCCACACACCAUCUCCUCCCCAGUUGCAGGGUCGAGGAAUGGCCAAGGGAGGAACAGCCCCGCCCACUGGGGAGAUUCAGCUGCGCCCUAAGGGCCCUCCAAAUCGGAAGAAGCUCCUUGUUCCCAAGCAGCAGUUGCUUCCGGAAUUCCUCUUCCCGCCUCCUCCACCAGAGCCAACCAAAGUGCUCGCCAAGGGAACGGCUUCCCACCUGGUAGCCCCAGGAGACAAGGACACCCAAUGUGCCAAGCCAAGGGUGCAGCUCUUUGUCUUUUUGCCGCCCAUCUCCUUGGCGCCCAAAAAGGCCAAGGACCGCUCAUAUGGGGAGUUGGUGGGCAGGAAACUCCCUGCAGAGAACAAUGGAAAGAGGGCAAGGGCAGCAGGGGCAGAGAGCGUGCCAGCACCCAAGGUGCCACGGGGAAGCCCAAAGGCUGAGGGGGAGGCGAGAUCAGGAGAGACGGCCAAAGCACCCCUGGACCAGAAGGAAGGGAGAACCGCACAGAAGAUCCCCACUUGCCAUCUGGAGCUGGCCGUCCCACCCCAUCUGCCAAGGAAACCAGCAGGAAUCAUGCCAGGCCAGAAGCUGCUGAAAAUGCCUCAGGUCCUGCCAGGAAGGGGGAAAGCACAGCUGCUACCACCUGAAGCCGAAGCUGGGGACACCAAGAGGAAGAAAGUGGGGGCAGAGUCCAGGGGAUCCGCCCAGGCUGUGCCCCCGACUCCGAGGAGCAGCCUGGCCAGAAUGAUGCGGGACUCCGUGCAGGUGUUCCAUGCCCUGGGGCCCCCGGCAAAAUCCAAGAGUGCAGAGGGACAUCCCGGGCAGAGCGUGCCCCAAAAGACACCAUCGAUGUCCAUGGGAAGGCCACCAUCCGGAAGCAUAGCUGAGCCUCCACCAAGGCCUUUGGCAGCCCUGCCAUGCAGACCAGCGGGGAAGGCACCGCCCAGCUCCAUGGCCAGGCCAGCGGCCAUGCCGAUGGCCAACCUCCCCCCUAGCUCCCUGGCCCACCCACAAUCAAUGCCAGUGUGGAGGCCGCCGGGAUCCCGUCCCUUCAUGCUCCAGCCCUCCUCCCUUGCGCAGGCAAAUAGCUUGUGAAUGCACAGUCUUGCUGGGAGGACCUUUAGCCAGCCCCCGCCGGCCCCUCAACCACAGCCACAGCCUUGGGGUCCCACACCAACCCACCGACCCGUCCUCCCUGCCCACCAAGCCUCCACGGAGCAUCCGGUCCUUCCACCUGGUCCCCAGAGCACGACAGCAGAGCAGGAGUUUAAGGGGGACAUGUUCAUCCCUUGGAGGACGCCCCCGGCCCACCUGGAAGUCUCCCGGCCCAUUAUGGAGGAGCAACGGCCCGUCCGGGAGCUGAUGCAGCAGCGGGCUCAAAGAGUGAGGGAGGAGGCGGCUCAGUGGACAUCAGCCGGCCAGAAGCAGUAUUUCGUGGAGCGGGAGGAGGAAAUGAACAUCUCCCUUCAGUAUGGCUACCCCUGGUGCCACUG